Serinus canaria (Common canary) is the source of this 2162-nucleotide messenger RNA. RefSeq names its product potassium voltage-gated channel subfamily A member 5 (gene KCNA5). Bases 1 to 1875 code for a protein of 624 amino acids. Lineage: Eukaryota; Metazoa; Chordata; Aves; Passeriformes; Fringillidae. Gene Ontology annotation, cellular component: membrane; voltage-gated potassium channel complex. The transcript has a single exon. The record is from RefSeq and is a predicted model, not a curated record. Gene Ontology annotation, molecular function: delayed rectifier potassium channel activity; protein binding. Gene Ontology annotation, biological process: protein homooligomerization; potassium ion transmembrane transport.
AUGGAGAUCGCGCUGGUGACUUUGGAGAACGGCGGCACCACGGCCAUCGCGGGCGGCGACGAUGCCGCGGCCGCCGGCGGCCGGGCGCGCUGGCGGGGCAACUUGCUGCACCUCGCCGGCUCGCCGCAGAUGAGCGACGGCAAAGAGAGCGCCCCGCCGCCGCCCGCGGGGGACGAGGAGCGGGAGCGGUCCCCGCCGGGUCCCCGCGCAGGAGGCAGCGGCGGCGCGGGCGGCCCCGACGAGCGGCCGGCGGAGCUCCGCGCAGCAGCCGCGCCGCCGCCGCGGCCGCCGCCCCGCGCCCCGCGCCCCGCCGCGGACAUGGGGCCGUCCGAGGAAGGGGGGCACCGCCGGGGCAUGGCCAUGGCUGCGGCGGGCGACGAGGAGGAGGAGGCGGCUGCGGCCAACCCAGGCGCUAUGCACCACCAGCGGGUGCUGAUCAACAUCUCGGGACUGCGCUUCGAGACGCAGCUGGGCACUCUCAACCAGUUCCCCGACACGCUGCUGGGGGACCCCGACAAGCGCAUUCGCUACUUCGACCCGCUCCGCAACGAGUACUUUUUCGACCGCAACCGGCCCAGCUUCGACGGCAUCCUCUACUUCUACCAGUCCGGGGGCAAGCUCCGCCGGCCCGUCAAUGUCUCCAUCGACGUCUUCGCCGACGAGAUCCGCUUCUACCAGCUGGGUGAGGAGGCCAUGGAGCGGUUCCGGGAGGACGAGGGCUUCAUCAAAGAGGAGGAGAAGCCCCUGCCCCGUAAUGACUUCCAGCGCCAGGUCUGGCUCAUUUUUGAGUACCCCGAGAGCUCCAGCUCAGCCCGGGCCAUCGCCAUUGUCUCCGUGCUGGUCAUCCUCAUCUCCAUCAUCACUUUCUGCCUGGAGACCCUGCCCGAGUUCAGGGACGAGAGGGAGAUGCCCGUACCUCUGCCUCCCCAAGGUGGAGGUUUGAAUGGUACACCCGGGGACUCCCCACCCAUGCAGCCACCCAGUAGCCUGGCUGACCCCUUCUUCAUUAUCGAGACCACCUGUGUGAUCUGGUUCACCUUUGAGCUCCUCGUGCGCUUCUUUGCCUGCCCCAGCAAGCCCGAGUUCUCCCGCAACAUCAUGAACAUCAUCGACAUCGUGGCCAUCAUCCCCUACUUCAUCACCCUGGGCACCGAGCUGGCCCACGAGCAGCAGCAGCCUGGGGCUGGCAGUAACAAUGGGGGUGGGGGCCAGCAGCAAGCCAUGUCCCUGGCCAUCCUCAGAGUCAUCCGCCUGGUCAGAGUCUUCAGGAUCUUCAAGCUCUCCAGGCACUCCAAGGGGCUGCAGAUCUUAGGACAGACUUUGAAAGCCAGCAUGAGGGAGCUGGGCCUCCUCAUCUUCUUCCUCUUCAUUGGGGUGAUUCUCUUCUCCAGCGCCGUCUACUUUGCUGAGGCUGAUGACCCCGAGUCUCAUUUCUCCAGCAUCCCUGAUGCUUUCUGGUGGGCUGUGGUAACCAUGACUACUGUGGGCUAUGGGGACAUGAGACCUGUCACUGUGGGGGGCAAGAUUGUGGGCUCCUUGUGUGCCAUCGCUGGUGUGCUCACCAUUGCCCUCCCUGUCCCUGUCAUCGUGUCCAACUUCAACUACUUCUACCACCGAGAGACUGACCAUGAAGAGCAGGCUAUCCUCAAAGAUGAGCACAGUAGUGCUCAGGGCAGCACUGCGGGGGGAGAAGUGAAGAGAAGACCCAGUAAAAACUCCCUGAACAAAUCUGUUGUGCACUUGGAAAACAGUGAGGAGUUCAACAAUGGCACCAGGUCCUUAGAAAAAGCACAUAUCAAAGCAAAAAGUAAUGUAGAUCUCAGAAAAUCCCUCUAUGCUCUCUGUCUGGACACCAAUAGGGAAACAGACCUGUGAGGAGAGGAGACGGUUAGAGUUCAAGAGGAGCAGAAGGAUUUUCUGGUGUCAGAAACUUGCUACUAUAAUUAUUCUUUUAGUACCAAUUAGUUUUUUAAGUCAGGCUGUGUUUUACAAAUUGAUCACUGUCCUGAGCAGUCCUCCAGGAGUACAUAUUUUUAUGUCCUUUUUCCCUGACACAAAGGGUCACCUAUUUUUAAAAUAGACUAAGAAUAAGCUACCCUCCAUGAUGCAGGAGCUGGUAAAUUAUGACAGUGAAAAAUCUAAUUUGUAGAAACUUAUUUUAG